AUGACUCUAUAUGAUGAAUGCUGAAUACUGUUCCUCCUCACUGGACUCGUCCGGUGUCUGAAACAAUGUCUGAGUUGACUCGUCAGCCCUCCACAGGAAGGGGAAACAGGCGUUCAUGUUUGAGCCACUGCUGCUCGCUAAUGUUAUCGGCUAACACUCGCUGUGGUUGUUUGCUCGCUGAAGGCGUUCACAGUUUGCCGCUGUGCUGUCGUGUGAUCUUCGUUUGAGACCUUGUUUAGUCGACAUACUGCGAGGUUAGCCAGCCAGAGAGGGGGGAAGCUAAUUUUAGCCCCUGUAGCGUCUGUCUGUCAUCCUGUUGGCUGGCUGCUUCCUCAUGCUAACACCCUGCUAACAUUAGCCGCCUUUAAAAAGAAAAAAGAGAAACAGCUGGUUUUGUUGUCAGAGUUGAAUUAAUAUGAAGUUAAGUCUGUCAGCCUGUUCACCAGGCAGUGUGGGCCGCGUUGUAUGGGCUGUUUUUCCGCUUUUUAUCGGGUCUUAAAGGUCAAACAUUUGUUCAUGCAGCCCGUUGUUGUUGUUGUUGUUGUUGUUGUUGUUGUUCUUUGGCUAACUGAAUUAGCAAACAACUAAGCAAUUUAACUGAAUGUAAUCUGUGUUAUACCAUCACACAAGUUGGCGUGUUAAAGUUAAGUUUGAUCACUUAAUGUACGCGCACUUUUAAUAAGGUCCGGACAGAUAAUGUUGAUGGAGCUGUGUUAUAUGUAAGUUAAUGAUUAAUGAAGGAUUAGUGGAGUCCUGUGUUAUACAGUCAUGGUGAACUCAGCUCAGAUCAUCUCCUCUUCAUAUCACUGGUAGCUGCAGGUGUAAGAUACCGAACUGAUGCAGGUGAUGAUGUGAGGUGUGUAAAAAGCCUUUUGACACCUGGAAGCUGCUGCUGAUAUGGUGGACCUGAGACUGACCCUCAGGAGCCCCCAGUCUCACUUUUUUUACGAGAGUCGGGGGAAAAUGUUGCCACAGAUUAUGGAUCUAGUCUAUCAUCUUCCAUGAGAUUUCGAUUUCACAGCGCUUCAAUCAAACAGCUGUAAGGAACAUGGAGAGAGAAGCAGCUGAGAAGGAGAUGGAUGCCGUUACGGACACUGACGAGGAGAUCCCUGAUGGUGAGUCCGCCUCAGUGGCCAAUUCUAGUUAUUGGGAGGCCAGACAGACCGAUAAUGAUGACUGUGAGCGGGAGGACAAAACGGCCGAUCUAAAUUCUCAGGACACCCCAAAUUUAGCCACUCCCCAAGACUCUGAAAUCGGUGAAGCAGAGUAUUGUGGAUCUACAGAGGCCAAAGAGGAUACUGAGGAGGCUUCAGAUGGGUUUGAGCAUGACAGCACCGCAGAUCACGAGAACUUGCAUGUUAUAAAUCAAGAAGAGGAUGAAGCUGCAAAGGAGCAGCACAUGAAUGGGGAGUCUGGUUGGAGGAGCGAGGGAGCCGGAAGGAGAUGCAAACUGAGGAGCAGUGGAUCGGUUUCAGAGCAGAGCGGUCAAAGCGCUUUUUCCUCCAUUCAGAAAGGCAAUGUUAUGUCAAGCGGCGGCCGGCACAAGCAGGCCCGCAGACGCAAUCACCACCACCAUCAGCAGAACCGAGGCCGCAGGCGGACUGGCAACCAGCUCGUCUUAGCUUUCAAGGAGAUGCUGUCGGAGUCUGUGAGCUUCUGGUGCAUCUCCUGCGUCCACAUGAUGAUUGAGAUUAUCGUCACAUUAACUCACAAUUGUGGAGUCGGUGUGGAGACGGGAGGGGUGAAACUUUACAACUUUGGGCAGCAGCUGUUUGUGAAGAUCACAGAUACAGCAGGAAUGAAGGCAGACGCUAGUCGGAUUCUGAAAUGGACAAAAUGCACAGGAACGGACCUGGUGGAUAAAAUUGUUCGGUCAGUGAAGUGGGUAAAGACAGCUGCCUUAUCUUGUUUUAGACUUUUCUGCGCUUUGGCUAUUCUUGGUUCCCAGUGGGCAAAGGGUGUGGUGGUCCGCCUUGGUGGAGAGAGGGGAAAACGCUAUUGGACAUCUUUUCAGGAGUCCAGGUUUUGGAAGAGGGUGGCGUCCCUGCUGGAGAGAGUUAGAAGUAAGUUUAGGAGGGAUGGACAUGUGCCACCGUCCAGCCCCGAUUCACCCGGCAGAGCAGGGAGAGGCCAGCCAGGCCAGGAGCUGGAGAGACUGCUGGCCUUGGCUGAGGUACCAGAGGAUGAGCUCGACCCCUUUACAGUGCUCGGUGUGGAGGUGCACGCCACAGAGGCCGAGCUGAAGAAGGCAUACAGACAGCUGGCUGUCCAGGUCCAUCCAGACAAGAAUAAACACCCACGAGCGGGAGAGGCAUUCAAAGUACUGAGGGCUGCCUGGGAUAUUGUCAGUAACCCAGAGACACGACGAGAGUAUGAGUUGAAGCGUAUGGCAGCAACUGAGCUCUCAAAGUCCAUGAACGAGUUUCUCACUAAACUGCAGGAUGACCUGAAGGAAGCCAUGAACACCAUGAUGUGUACCAAGUGCGAAGGCAAACACAAGCGGUUCGAGAUGGAUCGUGAACCUGCCGAGGCUCGGUUCUGUGCCGAAUGCAACCGUUGCCAUAGUGCUGAGGAGGGGGACCUAUGGGCCGAGUCCAGCAUGUUGGGCCUACGUAUUACGUACUUUGCCUGUAUGGAUGGCAAAGUCUACGAUAUUACAGAGUGGGCAGGUUGCCAAAGAAUAAGCAUUUCUCCUGACACACACCGUGUGCCCUAUCACAUCUCCUUUGGUUCAAAGAACAACAGCAACUCCACACGACACAGGACGCCCUCAGAGCAAGCCACCGGUCCGACCAACCCCGCAGAUUUGCAGGACUUCUUCAACCGCAUCUUCAAGGGAGGACCUCCUAACGACAUGGCUGCCAACGGGGGCUUCUUCCCCUCAGGUCCGCCCCAUCACCAGCCUCCUGGUGCUGCAGCGCCCCCGUUCUCCCCUCCCCCGGGCCAGACAGGUUUCUACAUGCCGGGCGGUCACCGGCCAGAGUCCAGCGAGACGUGGGCUGAAAGUGGCAAACCCCCCAGAAGGAGGAAGAAGGUCCGCAAACCCUUCCAGAGGUGAAGUCUGUUGACUUAUCAGUGUAUCAACAUAGAAACACAGGGACACAAUAAAUAAUGGCCAUGUUUGUCUCUCGCCUGCCUGUUGGCAUGCCAAGAUCUGAGCUGGAGAAGAUUGGUGUCGGUAAGGCUGCGGUCAGGUCAGCCAGAGGAGAGUGAGAUCAUGAAGAGGAGCCUGUUGACUGAAUACAAGUAUUGAAGGAGGGUUGAAGACAUGGCAGUGAUGGUGCUUUACCUCUCAUUUCACCUUAUUUUAUUUUUUUUGUUGGUCUUUUACAUGACUGUAGCCUUGGCAUUGAUAUCCUCAUUGGGAUGCUGUAAUGAAACAUUUUCCUUUCAUAAUUUCCUGCCAAAUCCUGCAAUGCAUGAUUUUAUUCACUUACAUUUUAACACUUCAGUUCUCUCACUUUUGUUGUUGAUUUUUUUUAUUUUUGUAUAAGGUUAGUUUUAAGGCAUUGGUUCCAGACAGAGUGAAACUUGAAGAGAGUCGGACAUCACUUUUCCUCAACAUGAAGAAGAUACACUGGGCAGCUUCACUGUGUCAGUGUUACUCAUGUUAAUGGCAUGUGGUUCUAGAUCUGCACCAUUUUCUAACAAUGAAUGGAAACCAGCUAAAUGCAUCACAUUUGAACUGAAUUUACAAAAGCAAAACAGAAAAAGAACAUUUUGAAAAGGCAGCAGCCAAGAUGUAAAAUCUGGACCUGAAGAAUAAGUGAAACUGAUAAAGCAGCUUUUUUUGUUUUGAGAUGUUUUCUGAUUCAAACAUGCUGAAGUCUGCCCGCUGUUUGUUUCAGCUCCAGAUCGGCGUUAUAAUUACUGCACAUGUUCUAAUCUAACAGCAGGAAUGAGGUCGUGGUGUCUCUGUAAUACUGAGCCCCAGCUGAGGUGUAUUGAGAAGGUCUGAGGACACCAAAAAGUGACACCUUGACAUUUUGAAAUGUUGAUUUGAUUCUUGUUGUUAAAAAGACCACCUAGAAUUGAUCUAUACUGCCCCCUGUUGAUUGACUGUGUAACCACAUGAAGUGAUGUUCACAGUUGAACUGAUUUACAUAGUUAGAAAUGUAACAGUUAACAGCCAUUUGAGUCUUAAAAGGAUGUAAUUUGAUAUUAUGCUAAUUUACAAAUACUGACACAACCCUGACCUGUCAAUGCUGUCAAAUUUGUUUUUUUUCCCCCAUCGGCAUUGUUUUUUUUUUUAGUUUGAUCAUUACUGACUUCACAGUAAGCCUUGUGUAAGACAACUGUAAAGAUAUGUUGCAUUAGCAACAUAUGCAAUAUGUUAAUUUCAUAUAUUUGACUUGUGCAGUUGUUCAGGCUGCUUCUGAAAACAAGAAGUUCCUGUUGUCUACAUUUUGACACCAUUUUCAUCAGGGUCCUCCUCCUUGUUAAGUGCCAUUUUACGCGAGCUUGUUAAGCAUGUUAAGCUUCAGUAAAAAGUCCACCAUAGAUUUGUUUCUAGCCGUCCUGGUUAUUACAUCCUAAAUACUUUAAUCUUUGUGUUUCAGUCUGCAGUGUCAUCUCAGUGGCUCCUGACCUACAAUUAAAGAAAUCUGACACUUAAAGCCUCGCAGCAUGUGCUGUAAACUUGUGUUUUCUUCCACCUGCACAUGCUUCAGCUUUCAAAAUGCCAUGGUCACAUGUUCAGAAAAUCUUGAAUCUAAACCAUUGAUUUCCUCGGUUUUACUGUACGUAACGACAAAAAGGGGAAACAGCAGAACUGGCUGUAUUUUGGGUUUGGUUUCUUGAAACGGUUCUUGCAUAGAAAUAUCAAUUUAAUUUCCAUCAUAGUUUAAUUUAAGAAAACAUAAUUGUUAUUGUUUACACCUGAUAUGUGAAGAGUGUGAGAGUGAAGUGAAAAAUGUGUGGUAAGGCUUUUAAUGAAGGCUGUUUUUCUUGUCAGUUGAUGAUGAAAAGUACCAUGUUCAAUGUUUUUUUUUGUUAAUUUGCACACCCUCCCCAGUAAUAACAUCACAGGGAUUUUGAACAGUCAUAAGUGAUUUUAGCCUAACCAGACUCCUCCAGCUACAGCUGAGUGGGAGGUGUAGCUCACUAAACUAUCGGCUCAUUUGCAAAUUAAGAUUUGUUUUUGGUAGAAUCUGAAUGUUAAAUGAGUGACACAUUUUUUUGAAAAACAUUUGAGUUGCACAAGCAUUACACUCUGGAAUAACCCGAGUAUCAUAAAUAUUUUAUGGCAUUGUAUUGCAUAAUGUGGGUUUGUCUGGUAGCUUGAAAAGAUGAACCUUUGUUGGAAAUAUUGAGUUCAUUGAAGCAGGUAAUUAAGUUUGCCAUGUUUCUUUUCAUGUGUCAAAUUGUUUUUCUCUUGUACUUAUUUGACCAGUUUCUAAGACAUGGAUUGAGUUGUCUCACUUCUAAAUGAAACCAUCUCAAAAUGUGAAAACAGUCCUAAUUUGAGCUUAUUCUGACAAAACAAAAAAGCAGAACUAUGAGGACUUAAAUUGUUUUUUUUUUCUCCAAUCAGGCAGGUUGUUACUGUGUGAUAAUCAGAAGAAAUAAAACAACAAAACUGACAACUGAUGUGUUUCAUUCACAGAUUUGGUUGAUUAUAUUUUUUCCAGCAUUGUCAUCAUAUAUCGUCAGAUAUCUAAUUCAGUCCCUGUCUAGGAAACUGGAUGCAGAGCUGUACCCACGUUAAGCAGAGUGCGUUGUUUACCACACGUCCACCUUGACUUGCGAAUGUUCAGUGCUGUAUGUUAACGGUAGCAGUUUGAAGUCCAAGUGGUCAAUGAAAGAGCCAACACUUUUGUUUUUGUUUUCAAAUUUUAUCACAGAAUAUGCAGAAGUAUUGCAAAAAAUAUCUGACAAUCAUCAGGGUUUUUUGUAGGGAAUUAUGAUGCGAGUUCCCUGGCUGGCAAACAGUUUUAAAAUAUCACUGUUGGGUUUCUUUCCCCUGCUUUCUCUGGUUUUCAAAAUAAAGAUUAUUUCCUAUACGCA
Dicentrarchus labrax (European seabass) is the source of this 6006-nucleotide messenger RNA. It is a transcript of the gene dnajc14, whose product is annotated as DnaJ (Hsp40) homolog, subfamily C, member 14. The transcript has 7 exons. The record is from RefSeq and is a predicted model, not a curated record. NCBI's taxonomy places the organism in Eukaryota, Metazoa, Chordata, Actinopteri, Moronidae. Gene Ontology annotation, molecular function: dopamine receptor binding. Bases 1049 to 3058 code for a protein of 669 amino acids.